AUGGAACUCGGUUUAAAGCACCAACUUGGUCUCGUUUGUGUGAUACUGCUCUUUCCUGCAUUGUGUAGCUGCUACGAAUAUGUUACAAACUCAAGAGCAACCUAUUAUAAUACCCCUGGGGGCUAUGGGAAUCCUAGGGGAGCUUGUGGGUUUGGAGAAUAUGGAAGGACGAUGAACAAUGGCAGUGUUGCAGCCGUAUCAGGGUUAUGGCGCAACGGAGCUGGAUGUGGAGUAUACGUGGUGGCAACAGACUAUGGCGCUGGAGACAGAACAGACUUCAUAAUGAGCAAACGUGGGUUCUCAGAAUUGGGACGCAACGCAGGUGCUUCUGCCCAACUGUUAAAAGAAGGGGUAGUGGAUAUUGCAUUCAAAAGGGUUCCCUGUAGAUACCCUUCUAACAUCAAGCUCCAAGUCCAGGAAAGCAGCAGAAACCCUGGCUACUUUGCUGUUUUGCUUCUCAACGUAAAUGGAAUAAACGACAUCACUGCUGUUGAGAUGUGGCAGAGAGGGGAGAAACGAUGGGAGGCACUGCGAAGGGCCUAUGGAGCAGUGUUUGACUUUGCUAACCCACCAAGUGGUGAAAUCCUCUUAAGGUUUCAAGUUGGCUAUAAAUAUUGGCUUCUUCCCAAGAUCUCUAUUCCUGCUAAUUGGAAGCCUGGAGUUACUUAUGACUCCAAAAAUAAUGGGGUUGUGUAG
Messenger RNA from Sphenostylis stenocarpa, 696 nucleotides. Lineage: Eukaryota; Viridiplantae; Streptophyta; Magnoliopsida; Fabales; Fabaceae. The record is from the annotation of a GenBank genome assembly.